AGAGAGCGAGGCACAAAAUGCUUUUUAUUCAGUGACGAGCUCAUUGAGGAGCUGACAGACCCUCUGGAGUCUCUGCAGACAGUCAGUCAGUGUGCGGACUUCAUCCUCCGCUUCUCUGAAAACACCAGUUUCACUCCAGUUCACCGGCUUCUGUCUCCACAACAAACACUUUGGACUCUCCGGACUCUUUUAGACUGAUACUUUAAUUUGACUUGUUCUGGGCUGCACCGGGCUUCUCUCACAGGCUCUGGUGUUUUCCUGGUGAUGACCUCACUGCUGUUUCCUGGCAACGCCCGCGCUGCGAUGAAGGACCUCUCCUCCUCCUCCUCUCCUCUCAGCUCCCUGCUCCACUACCCGUCCUCCAAAACCUCCGUCGUGCCGUUCUCGCCGUCCACCGGCCCCGCCUCCUCGCCCGGGUCAUCGCUGUCAUCAGCUCCGCUCUCCAAACCUCAGCCCUUCUGCCUCCAGACGGGGCCUCACCUCAUCGCCAGCAUGCAGCUGCAGAAGCUCAACUCGCACUAUCAGAACCUCGCCGGCGCUUCUGCCGGACACCCAGCACCCGGCGGCAAUCAACGCGGCUUCAGCGGAUCACCUAUGGGCACGGGGAAUCAGCUUCUGGGGCCAUCAGGAGGCCUCGGCGGAGGUGGGAUGGGCGUUGGGAUCAGCAUGGGGAACCAAAGCUCUGGUGCAGGUGGAAUUAUCGACUUUGACCCCGUGGACGAGGAAGUUCUCAUGUCACUGGUGGUAGAGCUCGGUUUGGACCGAGCCAACGAGCUGCCCGAGCUCUGGCUGGGUCAGAACGAGUUUGAUUUCAUGUCAGACGUGCCGGCCGGCUGCUGACCUACGAGAAGAAAAACUAAUGAGAUGCAGCGGAAUUGGUUGACAAAGAGAGAGAAGACUUUCUCUCCUGUUUUGUUGUUCUCUGUCUUCCCUUUCUCAGUCGAUAAAAUGAGGAAACUAAAAAGACGCUGAGUGAGAAAGAGAGAAGUUUCCAUUUGUCUUUCAUACUCUGUGUGCAAAGAGAUGGAUGAAAAAAAGACAGCUUGCUUUCGACAUUUUCGUUUCUUUUUAUUGUGCAGAAAGAGAGCAAAGUGUUUUUCAUUACAUUCAAUCAACAUUUUGUCUUCUAGGAUGAAACCAACCUAACCAGCCUUUCAUUUAAAGAAAAAAACGAAGCAUGAGCAGUGUACAACAGAAACAAGGACUCUUUCUGUCAUCGCUCCAUCACGCUGGCUUAAUGAAAACAAGGUGACUGACGGGUGCUCGGAGGUGUUUCUAACCUUUUGGAAACAAAACACUAAAGAUGAUCGACACACCUGUUGGACCUUCUUAGUCUCUCCUGUUCGACUUAAGGAAAAUGAAAAUGGGAAACAUGACGUUAUGGAAGAUUUGAGAGGGAUGACAAACACUACGUUUCCUGUUUUCUUAAUGGACAAUAUUAGACUCUGAUCUCAUGGGAAAGAGGCUCCUGUGUCUUUGCUUCACAAAGAAACUCAUUGUCUUAAAACUGGUUAUCUCAAUGUACUUUUCUUUCUAUCCUUUUUUUUGGUUUGAAUUAAGUUCAAGCAGUCGUAUUCACAGAACAUGUUAUUUAAGACAGUGGCUGAUACCCAUCAGGACUUCUGGACAAGGGGCGCUUCUGUAGCACGUCUAUAAUCGCUCCUAUUUUUCUGAACAUAAUGAAUUAGAUCAAUGGACGGGGAAUCUUUUGGAGCAUGGGACCUGAAUGGAGUAAAUUGUGUCUUGUUCCGGGGCGCAGCCUCAUUAAAACAGUCAAGGGCUUUUUUGGUUAUGUGAGUCGCCACUACAUGUGCAUGUUUUGUUUUCUGGCCUGCAGAGUAAGAAACUCUGACCCCGAUGGUGUCAGUGAUCCUGGAUAGCACUUCCUCUUACAUGGAGGACACAAAGUUUGUGUGGACACAAACUGAUUAGCAAGAACAGAUAAAAUCAUAUGCCCUUUGCUUUUGCCUUUUUUUUUCUUUUUCCUGUUUUGCCACUUUGAUGUUGAGGUUAAACCCCAAUAGCCUUAUUAACAAUUCCAAAAAAACACCUUUUUUCUUGGCUGGCUGUCACGCCUCAAUUUUAUAUUUUUAUUUGCUUAUCCUCCACUGGACCUCCGUGAUGCUGCCAGAUGCUCGUGCUCUUCAGUUCAUAGAGUCAGCUUUAUCUAGCAGGUGUUGUUUCUUGCUGCUGCAGACUCAAGUGGUAAAAUAAUCCCUCUGUUUUUAAACUGACACCCACCCCUGAACCCACUGCCCACCUAUAGGAGCUGUACCGUGCUGUUUCUGCCGCUGCAUAUGGAUGCAAGUUAGCAUGGGGGCUCUGACCUAUAUAUCUGUUGUGGUAAGAAGAGACGGGGGCUUGAACUGUGCGGUGGGAACAAAGGCCUUUCACCUCAACCCGGUGUGUCUGUCAUGUGGGCAUUGUGGGUCUCCUCUUGGACCACACACACAUGAAAUAACACACCUGUACAUGUGCACACAAUCCACUGAAACCAAACUAUGUGCCGGGCACACAAAGGCACCGAAAUAAACCACAUGCACACACAGGAGCAUGGGUAUGGUGUUACAGCAGGGAAACGGGAGUAGCAGCCAUGAAACGGGCACUUGUUCAGUUACACACAGACUUCACAGGGUAUUGGGGUUGUUUGUGUGUAUGUGCGUGUGCGAAAAGAGAUAGUGAUGUUAGAGUGUAUGUGAGGGGAAACUAUGAGCAGCAGGUCAUCUGUCCACAUGGAGACAACUGGCAGAGGAAAAAACACGCCGGGUCUCAUUAAUUUAUUUAGAUAGAGACAGGUCACCUUACACACACAAUUUUCUGUGCACACACACUGCGGCCUAAUACCAGUUUUUGAUCUCGAUUAGAGUCUCAGUUACAGCCAGCGCACUUCCUUUUCUUUCUUUAAUGAAACACUAGAAGCAGCGAUUAAUGAAAACCCGAUGAAGGAGUAAUUUGACAGAGGGAUUUGUGGGAUUUUUCCCUCGUAACAACCUCUUUAUUGAAAGAUAUAAAGAUGCUUCUCAUCACCUCUAAAUCCAAAAGACAGACGCGUUGAUUCCUCUCUUCCUCUGCUGUCUCGUUGCCUAAGUGGGUCAAAAUAACAUUCUUUAAGAGUCUUGUGUUUGUUUCCAUCUGCACAAGUCCCUUUAUGUGUGUGUGUGUGUGUGUGUGUGUGUGUGUGUGUGUGUGUGUGUGUGUGUUUGUGUGUGUGGCGGUCCGGCCUUGAUCCCAGCUGAGUGAAUGUUAUGUUUUGCUGUAUGAAGCAGAGAGACCCCCCCCUCUUCCUCCUCCCCUGAGAAGUUGCCUGGUUGAGAUGUUUGAAUGGUCUGAGGGCUUUCAUUUCCUCUUCUCCUUGACGUUAUGAUAUUGCAGAUUAACCCCGGCAGAAACCUUUUGAACCAAAAUAUGCUACUUGGUGUCUGAUGACAAAACAUUUGCAAAAAAAAAAAAGUCCUCAUUUUGGUUUCAGUUUGCUCAGAUAUCACAUGUUGGCAUCUAAUUACUGCAAAAUAAUCAGACUAAUAGAAAUUUCUCUGAUGGACAACACUAAAAGCACGACACUAUUGGCUCAAAUGUUGUAGCUCAAAUCUUAAACUUCUUACCUAUCAUUGUUGUGAAAGUACAAUGUGUUUAUAGACUGACGUCCUUUCUUUAGUGGAUCCAUAAGCGUCAGUGUGUUCCAGUACGCCAUCAUGCAUAAUCAAUGUCAUAUUUUUUCCAAGAAUUAAGUCAGGACAUUACAAUGAUUCAUAGACAGAAAACUCAUCAAUAACAACACUGAUAGGCCCAAUAGAUUUAAUAAUUUUUAAGUAAAAAUAAAUGUCAAAAUUUGCCCUAGCCCCUGAAAUUUGAGGAUUAAGAUUGUCUUAUAUGAUGGUAAAUUGAAUAUUAAUGGAUUUUCAACACUUAUUGAUAUAAAUGGGGUGGACAGAAUGAUAGAAACACCUUUCUGUAUAAUGCAGUGUAAUUUAACAGCACCAUAAACUGCAGGAACUCGCAGCAACUCUGCCAUUAAAUAGCUCACUAAUUAACAUGUUUUUGUUUAAUCCGUACAAAUACCUGCACAGAAAAUAAGCUACAGCCAGUUGGUAGUAAGCAUAGCACAAAGACUGAAAAGCUACCCCAUCUCUGUUUUAAAUGAAAGGAAAUCUGUCUAGUAACACCUUUAAAACAAAUUAGCAUGUUACUUAUGUGUUUGUUUAACCGAGGUGUAAAAAUCUGCCAAGUUACUGGGUGUUAUGGGGCCAAGCAACAAGUGGGGACUCCAAUAAGUUGUUUUUUUUGCCUGUUUUUACAGUUAUAGAGAUUGAAAAACUUCUUUAUUCAGAUUGACACUUGCUUUGGAUGUUAACUUCUCUUCUUGAGUUUGUGUAAACCUCCUGAGUCCUGAUGACCAAUAAAGUGGAUUUACAGUUUCCAUGUGACAGUCAGUGAUUUGCUGCACACUCGGCCAUUGCCUCCGGGCCUCAGAGUCAUGAAAAAUGUUCCAACACAUCAAGGCCUGUGAAAACCUUGGACAUAAGCAGUGAUAUAUCUGUAAAAAACGGCCGCCGUUACAAGGUUUUCUGUCCACAGUAAUGAAAAUGUUCGGCCACUGCUCUGCUGCCAGGUCUGCUUGUGAAACUGAAGUAGACUCUGCACUGAUUUAUUCCUUUUUUUGAUCAUAUUUACCUUUAAACCCUUUAAAUUCAAGUCUUUUUUUUGUUGUUGUUGUUGUUG
Molecule: messenger RNA, 4719 nt
Organism: Plectropomus leopardus (leopard coralgrouper)
Lineage: Eukaryota; Metazoa; Chordata; Actinopteri; Perciformes; Serranidae
Gene: cited1
Product: Cbp/p300 interacting transactivator with ED-rich tail 1
Biological process (GO): regulation of DNA-templated transcription
Cellular component (GO): nucleus
Molecular function (GO): transcription coactivator activity
Source: RefSeq, a predicted model, not a curated record